Poeciliopsis prolifica (blackstripe livebearer) is the source of this 1944-nucleotide messenger RNA. RefSeq names its product NXPE family member 3-like. Lineage: Eukaryota; Metazoa; Chordata; Actinopteri; Cyprinodontiformes; Poeciliidae. The transcript has 3 exons. The record is from RefSeq and is a predicted model, not a curated record. Bases 6 to 803 code for a protein of 265 amino acids.
UCAAUAUGAAAGUCUACAUUCCAGCUUCAGGACCUGAAAACAUCGACAUUUUACCAAAUCCAAAAGAUGAAAACGGAAUGAGUUUCAAGACCCGCCCCUCUGGUUAUUACUACAAGAACUCAUGGCAAGCACUAGGUGGCGCCAGAGUACAUCAGUUUAACUCCAGUGCAAUCAGCCAGUGUCUGAAAGGCAAAGCUGUUCACAUCUAUGGAGACUCCACUGUGAGGCAGUGGUAUGAAUAUUUAACCGACUCGCUACCAGAUCUCAAGAAGUUUGACCUUCGCACCCCAAAGCAAAGUGGACCUUUAAUGGCGCUGGAUUACGUGAACAACAUUUUCGUGACAUUCCGCAGCCACGGCCCUCCCCUCCGUUUUAGCAGCUCGCCCGUCAGCCAGCUGCAUUACGUCGCCAAUGAACUGGACAGAGUGAUCGGAGGCACCGACACCGUUGUGGUCAUCGGUGUCUGGUCUCACUUCAGCACUUUCCCUUUCGAGGCCUACGUCAGGCGUCUGCUGAGCAUUCGGAAAGCGGUGGCAAGACUUUUGAGCAGAGCUCCGGGUACCACUGUCGUCGUCCGGACCGCGAACCCAAAAGAGAUGACGCUUUUUGAGAGUUUGACUAACAGCGACUGGUUUUCGCUGCAACAGGAUAAGAUACUGAGGGAAAUAUUCAGAGGAAUGAAUGUCCAACUGGUAGAUGCUUGGGAGAUGGUCCUGGCCCAUCACCUUCCGCACAAACUCCAUCCGGAGUCGGACAUACUCAAGAAUAUGGUUGAUGUUCUUUUAUCUUUUGUAUGCCCUUAAGCUGACAUACCGCUAGAGGACUUUCCUUCCGUUUCUACUUCUCCUUAAGAUCCUAGAGAAAAGUAGAAAUGGAUUUUAGGCGAUUGAGAUUGGAAUUGGGGAAAAUAUUGGCGCCAUAUUGUUACAAUUGUUUCAUUCGGUUGUUCUGAAACAACCGAAUGGUCUGUUACUGAUAUGUUAGCGUCUUACAAAAGCAUCUUCAGUGAUUCCUGUCGCGUUUCAAAGACUUUUUCAGGCUGAGGACCACCUGACCCUUUUGACGCAACAGUUAUUCUUUUGUUUUUGUUUGGAAAUAAUCCCACCAGAUUUGAUUCUGAUGCAUCUAGCAUCCUCUGCUGAAGCAACAUUAGCGCAUUAGCAUAUGUUGGCUGAGAAAAUGACUGAACAGUGGUCUCUUACGACACCGCGGAGGUCAACGUGACUGAAUUUGCACUCGUGUCGCACAGAAAUGACCAGUUUCAGUUUCAAUAAAGUGCUACUAUCAGAAGCUGAGAGUAUUUUGACUAGCCUUCAGCCCUCCACUGCUGUCAUGAUUUCUCGAUUUCUCACGUGUCUACAGGUUAACACAGUAUUACAGGUAUCUGCAAAAUCUUAGUCAAGAGAUUUCUACCUCAUGAUACGAUAGUACUGAAGUGACAUAUUCUUAAUCUCCAACGCAUUUUGAAUUCUCCUCCUAUCAAUAUAUAUAUAUAUAUUGCAUUCCGACAUGCCAAGCUGAAAAUGAAUUAUUUUCCUCUUGAAAAAACAGUUAGCAGGAAUAUUGUUACCACAGUUUAAGGUGGCCAAAGAAGUUUUCUUUACAAUUUAAAGGUCUUUUGAUGUACAUUUAACAUGGAUAACAGUUUUUUUUUUCAUAUAAAGGUACAGAUUUUUGUGUCAUGAAGUAAAUAUUUGAAGGCAAUUUUAGAAGUCAGAGCUAUACAACAAAUGACAUUUCAAACUGAAUGAAUCACAAAAUGUUUCACUUUUCUGAAAAACCAUUUCUUUCUUUUUUUUAUUUUUAUUUAAAGAAUGUAAACGGUGGUUGCUUUUAAACAGUUCGGUGAACUGAAAUCAAUCUUUCUUGCAAAGAAAAAGACAAUUAUCACAAAAGGCCAACUGCUGUGUUCAAGUUCCCUCUUGAAAUUAAAAAAACACUUCA